This is a messenger RNA of Diospyros lotus (date-plum), 2582 nucleotides long. Its product is annotated as probable inactive purple acid phosphatase 1. The transcript is spliced from 13 exons. Lineage: Eukaryota; Viridiplantae; Streptophyta; Magnoliopsida; Ericales; Ebenaceae. Gene Ontology annotation, molecular function: acid phosphatase activity; metal ion binding. The record is from RefSeq and is a predicted model, not a curated record. The coding region runs from base 282 to 2123 and encodes 613 amino acids.
GAAAUAGGAGACGCGAUAAGGAGGAAUCCCUGCUUCCGAAGAUCUCAUCUCCACGGUUUUCGAAGCUUCGGAGAACAGUAAAGUUGACUUCAAAUGGAGAAUACUGAUAUAUAUACACACAUAUAUGUAUAUAUAUGUUUAAGCCAAAAGUAUACCAUACCAAAAGCUUUACAGCAAUGAUGGUCUUCUAUCCAUGUUGUUUGAUCGAGUAGCUUUCACAUUCGUCGCCUUCUUUUCAGAAAAAGAAAUUUGUAAAAUUGAUUGAGCAAGAACUGAGUGAGAUGAAAGUUUUUGCCUUGAUUUUCUGGGGAAUUUUGUGGGCUUUCACCAGCCCCCAAGCGGCAUCGUCUCAUGGAGAUCAGCCACUUUCAAGAAUCGCCAUUGAAAGGGCAGUAGUUGGGCUUCAUCAGGAAGGAGCUUCUCUCAAAGCCUCGCCUUCACUUCUCGGAUUAACGGGCCAAACAAAAGAAUGGGUGACUUUAGAAUAUACUGUUUCGAACCCUUCCAUUGAUGACUGGAUUGGCGUAUUUUCUCCUGCCAACUUCAGUGCUUCUACCUGUCUUGCCGACAAUCCAAUGGUUGCUCCUCCGUUUCUGUGUACUUCACCCAUCAAGUAUCAAUAUGCAAAUUAUAGCAAUCCCAAGUAUAAGGACAACGGGAGAGGGCUUCUAAAGCUUCAAUUGAUCAACCAAAGAUCAGACUUCUCAUUUGGUCUAUUUUCAGGGGGAUUAUCAAAUCCAAAGCUGGUGGCAGUGUCGAAUAUAAUUUCUUUUGCGAACCCAAAUGCACCAGUUUACCCACGCUUGGCACAAGGAAAGACAUGGGAUGAAAUGACUGUAACCUGGACAAGUGGAUAUGGAAUCAAUGAAGCGGAACCUUUUGUUGAAUGGGGUCCAAAGGGUGGAAACAAAAGGCGCUCACCAGCUGGAACACUCACUUUUCAUCGCAACAGCAUGUGUGGUGCUCCGGCAAGAACAGUGGGUUGGCGUGAUCCUGGGUUCAUACACACUAGUUUUCUGAAGGAGCUGUGGCCUAAUUUAUUAUACACUUACAAGCUGGGGCACAAAUUGUUCAAUGGUACAUACAUCUGGAGUCCAAGCUACCAAUUUAAGGCAUCUCCUUAUCCUGGUCAAAACUCUCUUCAGCGUGUAGUGAUAUUUGGCGAUAUGGGAAAGGAUGAGGCUGAUGGCUCCAACGAAUACAAUGAUUUCCAGCGAGGCUCUCUUAACACUACUAAGCAGCUUAUUAGAGACUUGGAGAACAUUGAUAUAGUAUUCCACAUUGGAGAUAUUUGUUAUGCAAAUGGAUAUAUUUCCCAGUGGGAUCAAUUUACUGCACAGAUUGAGCCUAUUGCUUCUACCGUACCUUACAUGAUUGCAAGCGGUAACCAUGAGCGUGAUUGGCCUGGAACAGGUUCCUUCUAUGAGAACAAGGAUUCAGGAGGAGAAUGUGGCGUGCUAGCUGAGACAAUGUUCUAUGUUCCUGCUGAGAAUAGGGCUAAAUUCUGGUAUUCUACUGACUACGGCAUGUUUCGAUUCUGCAUAGCUGACACAGAACACGAUUGGAGAGAGGGAACAGAGCAAUAUAACUUCAUUGAGCACUGUCUGGCAUCUGUAGACAGACAAAAACAACCAUGGCUGAUCUUCCUUGCUCAUCGAGUACUGGGUUAUUCUUCUGCCACUUGGUAUGCCAAUGAAGGGUCCUUUGAGGAACCAAUGGGAAGAGAGAAUCUUCAAAAACUCUGGCAGAAGUACAAGGUUGACAUAGCCAUCUACGGCCAUGUGCACAACUAUGAAAGGACAUGUCCCAUUUACCAGAACAUCUGCACAAAUGAAGAGAGGCACUAUUAUAAGGGCUCCUUGAAUGGGACAAUUCAUAUAGUUGCUGGAGGUGGUGGAGCAAGCCUUGCAGACUUUACUACUCUUCAAACCAAGUGGAGUGUUUUCAAAGAUCAUGAUUAUGGAUUUGUAAAACUCACGGCAUUCAACCAUUCAGAUCUGAUGUUGGAGUACAAGAAAAGCAGCAAUGGGAAGGUUUACGACUCCUUUAGAAUAUCGCGUGACUACGGAGACAUCUUGGCCUGCACUGUGGAUAGUUGCCCAAGUACAACUCUGGCAGCUUGAUCCGAAUGUGGCUGUGGUAUUAGCGAUUAUCUCGGUUCAUUUGGUAGCACAGGCACAGCACUCAUUGACUUAUUUUUGUUUUUGUUUUGACACUGUUAUUUCAUCAUGCAGAACGAACACAAACUGGAUACCGUCGGGUAGCAUAUAGUGGUGCAUUGUGUUUGUGUGCAAACAGUUGCUGGGUAAACGAUGGGAUAAUGGUCAAGUUUGCCUACGAAUUUGAGGAUUGAUCUUAUUGCCGUCUGUGUAGGGAGAGAUGAAUAAAAGUUGUUAAUGUAUAAUGCCUAUGUUGAAUAAUGUAGAGAACAGAAGCAGUGUUGAGGUUUCUUUUUUACUUUUUGUACUCACAAUAACUAUUUUUGCUGGAGUAAUCCAAUAGAGGGUUACCACUAGCUGUGGAAAAUUGUAUAAACCUGUGAUCAAAAUAAUGAUAAAUGUUGGAUCCUUUUGAUUCCUUAA